This is a messenger RNA of Thalassophryne amazonica, 1843 nucleotides long. It is a transcript of the gene tcp11l1, whose product is annotated as t-complex 11, testis-specific-like 1. Gene Ontology annotation, biological process: signal transduction. Bases 255 to 1745 code for a protein of 496 amino acids. NCBI's taxonomy places the organism in Eukaryota, Metazoa, Chordata, Actinopteri, Batrachoidiformes, Batrachoididae. The transcript has 11 exons. The record is from RefSeq and is a predicted model, not a curated record.
CUUUUCGAGACAAGAACAAACAACAAUAGCAACGUGUAGACGACACUGCGACUCGAAACAUACAGAGUUUUCCAGAAUGAAGGAGAAUUUUCUCUUUGUGGUGGCGGUGGCUUUGAGAAUAAAUGACUGUGGCUGCUUCAUGAAGAAAUAGCUGUGUCAUAGCUACUUCUGACGGCGAAGCUAAUCUCGGACAAGUUGAGCUUCACAAUUAACGUCGUCUUUUUCUUCAGAGCUGCCCACGACAAGAGCCAAACAUGCCCACUGAAGGAGACAAGGACGCAAAGGAGGAAAGGAUGCAGGACACUCCUGAGGAGACGGUGCGGAAGAGAGUACACACAGACACUCGGAGCCCACACAGAGGAAAUACUCCACAAGGCAGCCCGUCCAGAUUUGUCUCUGUGGAGGAGCUGUUGGAAACAGCUAAAGGAGUCACUAACAUGGCUUUGGCUCAUGAGAUCAUGGUCAAUGAUGCUUUUCAGGUCAAACCUGCAGAGCUUCCUGAGCAAAGUUUGGAGCGGAGAGUUAAGGAGAUUGUGCACAAAGCAUUCUGGUAUUGUUUGGAAGCUCAGCUGAAUGAGGAUCCACCAUCGUACAGCCACGCCAUCAAACUGCUGGCUGAGAUCAAAGAGACACUUCUGUCGUUCUUACUGCCGGGUCAUGGUCGUCUGCACACCCAUAUCGAGGAGGUUCUGGAUCUGCCUCUGAUCCAGCAGCAGGCGGAGAACGGAGCGCUCGACAUUAGUGGGCUGUCGCAGUUUAUUGUCGGGAUGAUGGGCUCAUUAUGCGCCCCCUGCAGAGACGGAGACAUCCAGAAGCUCAAGGAGAUCACAGAUAUUGUGCCUCUGCUCAAGGAAAUAUUCUCUGUGCUGGAUCUGAUGAAGGUGGACAUGGCUAACUUUGCCCUCACCAGCAUCAGGCCUCAUCUCAUGCAGCAGUCGGUCGAGUAUGAGAGGAACAAGUUCCAGGAGUUUCUGGAGAAACAGCCCAAUGCCUUAGACUACACUGAGAAGUGGCUCGAGGAUACUGCAAGAUACUUGAAAGACACCAACACUGAUGGUUCUGGUGCAGCUUCAUGUGACCCGCCCUCACUCCUCCCCCUUCAGGUCCACAACCACGCGUAUCUACGCCUGCUGAAAUGGGACCAUGCCUCAGACCCCUUUCCUGAGACAGUUUUAAUGGACCGGGUUCGGUUUCAGGAGAUGCAGCUGGAGGCUGAUCGUUUAGUUCUGCUUUCUUCCGUGCUCCUCAUCGUCUACACGACGACAGGGGAAUCCAUUUCGGGCCUGCCAGGCCUCAUGGAUAUACUCAAAAACACUGUCAAUGCCAUUCUUGCAGAUUUGCACACACAGUCUUUUAGUGCAGAGGACGCCUUAGCGACCAUUGCAGAGAAACUUUGUGUUGAGCUGAGUCAGUGUCUGUGCCGGCAUGGCUACUCUCCGUUCUCUGCUGACCGAAAGAACACGCUGAAGGGACAAAUCACAGCCACCAUUCAGCCAGACAACACAGUCCGUAAGCUGAUGGAUUCUCGUGUCCAUAGCUACCUUCUGGCUUCCUUGGAAUCCAGUCAUCAUAAAACUCCCCCAACUCUGCCAGGAGGUCUGGCUCCAGUCAUCAAAGAACUGAAGGAGCUCACUGUUCGUUUCUGUCGCCUUGUCAACUUCAACAAGUUGGUCUUCUCUCCUUUCUACCAAAAGAUUCUCCAGAACGUACUGACAGCAGGGGAAUGUCCCACCACAGAGGCCUAAGCAAUAAAACAUGAAUUAAAAAUCAUCUGGAGAUUCGAUCAGACUCAUCGGCACCAUUGAGAAGUGGUAAAGGAUUAACAAGGGAGUGUGUUUUUGUG